UAUACGUUACAAAUUAUAUCCCAGUCCAGAAUUUCUCAAAUCUUCCUCCUCCUUCUUCUUCGUCACUAUCAUUCUGUUCCUGCUCAAUUCGUGGCCAUGCCUUCUAACAACAAGUCCUUGCCAUCAGUGGCAUCAAAUUCAAACCCUAGCCCAGCCCUAGAAGAAGUUCAGAAAUCAGCAACCCUAUGAGGAAGAGUUUUUACCGGAAACCCAUUCUCUAUGCCCUCCCUAGUCGCAAACCCUACUAGUUCUAGAUCCGUUUUCCCCAACACUCCCGCCAACAGUCCUUCAGAUUUUCAGGUAAGGAACAGUGUUGCGGGCAGAGAAAGUGGGGGGUCUUUGCGGUACGUUGAUGACAAAGAAAAUGGGAAAGAUCAGACAUUGAAGCCCGGGAAGGUUCGAUCACCAGCUGCUUGCUUGAAGGGCUCAAAGAAUUUCAUAUCUCCGACCAUCUCUGCUUCCUGCAAGAUUAUUGAAUCUCCGAGGAAAAAAGUGCUGAUUGAGAGGAAUGGGCCAGUUCCAGAUUCUGUUCCAUCUGCAGAGGCCAAAAACAACGUUCGCAAGGUAACUUUUGCAGAACCCUUGGAAUGUGGUGGCUUGCAAUCAGACCACCUUGAUCUAGAAGAGAGAAAACCUGAUUCUAUAUUUGAUGGGGUUCCAGAUUUUGAGGAAUCACUUAGUAGCCGCUCUAGUUUGACAUCUGAGGAAGAUUUGAGUGAUGAAAGUGAAACUGUCCAUGAUAUCAGUGUUCCUUUGGUUCCAAAUAAUGACACUGAUUUGUCAUUUGAGGCUGAACAUGAUCUGAAUGUUCCUUUGGUUCUAGAGGAUGAUAAAAUUGAGACAGAACCUUCAUUUGAAACUAUCAAGCUUAGUCCUACCCCACCUCCAGCUUCGUCUACAGCAACCAUCUUAGCUCCUCUUGAUGCCACCUUACGAUCCUAAAACAAACUAUCUCUUCCCUAGACCGCAGUCUCUUCAUUACAAACCUAGACCAAGGACGGAACUUUGCAGUGAGAGUAUCAUCAUAUCUGGUAGCUUCUCUGAGGAUUCUCAGUCCGAAGAAGCUUCACAGAAAGAAGCAGAGGAGGUCUCUUCGGAUGAGGCAGUUAUGGAGGAAGGAAAGCCAAAGUUCUGAUGAACCAAGUCCUGCAGAGGGAACCAUUGAAGCCAACCCUAAGCGCCGCUUCUCUAUGAAAUAAUUGGCUUUGGUCUGAUUAUUCUCCUCUCAUUUGCUGUUCUCUCCAUCUCAGUCAUCAAUUCUCCGGUGGUUCAUCAUACAUGUAUGAGGCUUAUGAAGCGUCUCAACUUUCAGAUUUUGCAAGGGCCAACUUUGAUCAAUUCACCCAGUUUGCAAAAAGCAAAAUUCGAUUGUUUUAGCUCAGAGUGGAAUCCAAAGUUAGAGGACUACAAAUUCAUAGUUUGGCCCAGUUGCAAUCCUACAACUUGACCAUUGUGCCGGAUGUUGUGGUUAAUCAGUACCAAGUUGUUAGGGUUUAGGCUCAAAAGUUGAAAAAAUUCAUGCUGCAAUCACCAGGAAUGAAAGGAGAUCUGAAACAACUGACAUAACUCCACGUAUCAAUGCUAUAUUUGCUGCUCUGUGGAGGUGCACCUAUUUACUCUUUGUAUCUUUCAACUUUUCAAGGAAAGGUAAAAUCGGAAGCAAAAGGACCAGAUCUGUGGAGCAACCUUUGAUUGGUAAGGAGUUGCAUGCCAACAACUUCAUUGCAAACUCUGAACAAAAAGCAAAUUUCUCCAGAGAAGUCAUCUCUCAGGAAUGGACCCACAGAAAUGGACGUGCUUGAACUUGAAGAGCAUAUUGCCCUUCAGAAAUGAGCAGCUUUCAGCAGGGUUUCAUCCCAAACCAGUCGGAUGAGAAGAUCAUAGCGCAAGAAGCACUGUAGGAGAGAAUCUUGGGCCUCUUCGGACUAUUCCAUGGGUUCGACAUCAUCCUAUGUACGAGAAAAUUCCAAGCAAGCAGG
Messenger RNA from Arachis ipaensis, 1979 nucleotides. RefSeq lists its product as uncharacterized. The record is from RefSeq and is a predicted model, not a curated record. NCBI's taxonomy places the organism in Eukaryota, Viridiplantae, Streptophyta, Magnoliopsida, Fabales, Fabaceae.